UUUAUAAAGCCGGGAAUCCUCAUUGAGGUUCCGACAGAAGUUAAGCUGAGGUUGAGAGCGGCCGGUACCAAAACUCCUGAUGUCAUUUAAGUCCCGCGGUGAUUAACAAACACCCGAACACACCCGGAACCAGAACCAGCCACCCUCCAGCCUUGGCUUCCUCCGAGCACCACCGAACCCAGCCGCAGCUCCUGCCCCGCCAGAGCGCCUCUCCGCCGGGCUCAUCCGCGGACUCCGACCCGCCGCAGGACCGGAGCUCCACCGCUUCUUCUUCCUCCUCCUCUUCCUCCAGAGAGAUGGCGGCCACCAAAGCGGAGCUGCUGCUGUCCGCACUCCAGAUCUCAGAGCCGCUUUUCGGACACCCGGCGCCGCCGUCACCGCUGGACGGAUACCCGAAGCUGGAGGAGCUGCAGAUGCUGCUGCACAACGCCGCGUCUGCAGCCGAGGCGGCCGGGCUGCUGGGCGCCGAGCCCAGCGAGUUCACAGAUUCGCUGUGUGACCUCCCUGACCUUCAGAGCCUGCCUCCCUUGACCCCCCGCCUCGCCUACAGCGGCCGCUUCUCCUUCGAGCCGUCCACCUCCUGCGCCACUGCCGCUAGCAGUCAGUGGGCGGAGCCUCUGCUCAGCUUACUGUCCGGGUUGGUGAGCAUGGCGGCGCCGUCCUCUUCCUGCAGUCUCGCCACUUCUUCCUCAUCGGUGACAUCAUCAGUGACAUCACCAUCAGCCUCUCAGAGCUGCGGCUCUGCUGACGUCACCUCCAUCUUUUCUGUGACGCCGGCGUACGGGUCAGAGCUGCUUCCUCCGGGCGACGCUCCCCCUGCCACGCAGGCCUUCCCGCCUCAAGCCCCGCCCUACGCCCAGCCGGCCCCCAUCCCCAUGCUGCCGGACUACCUGCUGCCACAGCCGGAUGCUGAGGUGGACCAGAAGCCAGUGCUGCCGCCACUCACGCCGCUGCCCACCAUUAAAGCCUUCUCCUCGCAGUUCCAGCCACAGGGCGCCGCCUGCAGGAGCAGGAAGCUGCCAGCAGGGCGGCAGUGCAAGACGCCCCCCCACGAGCGCCCCUAUGCCUGCCCCGCUGACGGCUGCGACCGCCGCUUCUCACGCUCCGACGAACUGACGCGCCACGUGCGCGUCCACACGGGCCAGAAGCCGUUUCAGUGUCGCAUCUGCAUGCGCAACUUCAGCCGCAGCGACCACCUGACCACGCACAUCCGCACGCACACCGGGGAGAAACCCUUCUCCUGCGCCGAGUGCGGCCGCAAGUUUGCCCGCAGCGACGAGCGCAAGAGACACGCCAAGAUCCACCAGAGGCAGCGGGACCGCCGGGCGGACUGUGGCGCCGCCGCCACACCGUGCACCUCUGUCGCCACGCCGUCACCCCCCUCGCUGCCCCAGGUCUACGCCUCCUCCCUCUCUCCCCACCUGUACUCGUCGUCCUGCUCCUCCCCCAUGGGAAGCCCCCUGUCAGAGCUGCCGUCCCCCCACAGCUCCAACAUCUGCUGACGUACUCCGUCGUGACCUCUGACCUCAGACUGUUACCUUGCCGGUCAGAGCCCUGAGCCUGGACUCUUUUGUGCAUACAUGUGGAUACUGUACAUACGUGAACGUGCAGGAGCGUGCACGUGGUGUUUCGCCUACUGAGUAGGUUAUGGGAUGUUUGUGUGUUUACACGCUGGAAAAUAAAACCCGUUUAAAUCCUGA
Messenger RNA from Xiphophorus hellerii (green swordtail), 1700 nucleotides. Its product is annotated as early growth response protein 1-like. The record is from RefSeq and is a predicted model, not a curated record. NCBI's taxonomy places the organism in Eukaryota, Metazoa, Chordata, Actinopteri, Cyprinodontiformes, Poeciliidae. The transcript is spliced from 2 exons. Bases 297 to 1502 code for a protein of 401 amino acids. Gene Ontology annotation, molecular function: RNA polymerase II cis-regulatory region sequence-specific DNA binding; DNA-binding transcription factor activity, RNA polymerase II-specific. Gene Ontology annotation, biological process: regulation of transcription by RNA polymerase II.